AUGGAGCCCAGGCGCCCGCAGCCCCGGAGCCGGCACGAGGAUGCGCGACGCGGCCGCGCCGCCGCCGCCGCCGCCGCCGCCGCGGGGCUCUGGCUGCUGGCGCUCGGCUCGCUGCUGGCGCUGCGGGGCGGGCUCCCGGGGCCGCGCAGCCCGCCGCCCGCCGACCGGCUCCCGCGGCGCCCGGGGCCCGCGCCUCGGCCCCCCCCGGCCCCGGCCCCGGCGCGGGACGCCCGCGGCGGCUCCCCGAAAACUUUCCGGGCGCUGCUCACCUUGGCGGCGGGCGCGGGCGGCGCGGGCGGCGCGGGCGGCGCGGCGCGGGGGCCCCCGGGCGGGCGCGAGGGGCGCGCGGCGGUGCGCGGGGGCGUCUUCUGGAGCCGCGGCCUGGAGGAGCGGGUGCCCCGCGGCUUCUCGGAGGCGCAGGCGGCCGCGUGGCUGGAGGCGGCGCGCGGCGCCCGGGUGGUGGCCCUGGAGCGCGGCGGCUGCGGGCGCAGCUCCAACCGGCUGGCCCGCUUCGCCGACGGCACCCGCGCCUGCGUGCGCUACGGCGUGAGCCCCGAGCAGAUCCAGGGCGAGGCCCUGUCCUUCUACCUGGCGCGCCUGCUGGGCCUCCAGCGCCACGUGCCGCCGCUGGCCCUGGCCCGCGUGGAGGCUCGCGGCGCGCAGUGGGCGCAGGUGCAGGACGAGCUCCGCGCCGCGCACUGGGCGGAGGGCAGCGUGGUGAGCCUGACGCGCUGGCUGCCCAACCUCACGGACGUGGUGGUGCCCGCGCCCUGGCGCUCCGAGGACGGCCGGCUGCGGCCGCUGCGGGCCGCCGGGGGCGAGCUGGCCAACCGCAGCCAGGCGGAGCUGGUGGACCUGGUGCAGUGGACCGACCUGAUCCUUUUCGACUACCUGACGGCCAACUUCGACCGGCUGGUCAGCAACCUCUUCAGCCUGCAGUGGGACCCGCGCGUCAUGCAGCGCGCCACCAGCAACCUGCACCGCGGCCCCGGCGGGGCGCUGGUCUUUCUGGACAACGAGGCGGGCCUGGUGCACGGCUACCGGGUGGCGGGCAUGUGGGACAAGUACAACGAGCCGCUGCUGCAGUCGGUGUGCGUGUUCCGCGAGCGGACGGCGCGGCGCGUGCUGGAGCUGCACCGAGGCCGGGACGCGGCCGCGCGGCUGCUGCGCCUCUACCGGCACCACGAGCCUCGCUUCCCGGAGCUGGCCGCGCUCGCCGACCCCCACGCGCAGCUGCUGCAGCGCCGCCUCGACUUCCUCGCCAAGCACAUUUUGCACUGCAAGGCCAAGUACGGCCGCCGCCCCGCGACUUAGCAUCCCCCGCCCCCGGCAGCCGCCCCGCACCCCGGGGGAAGAGGGCGAGAGACCCCCCCCCCCACCCCGGGCCGGGGAUGCGGGGUGCGCGGAGCGGGAAGGGCCGCCGCCUCGGCCACCGGCCAACGCCCAGCCCGUGGGCCCGGGCCGCCAGGAGGCUGAAACUUCUCCUCGGCCGCACCCACCUGCCCUGCCCCUUGCUCUCCAUCUCGCGCCGUCUCCUUUCAAAGUUCGCGGAGGACGGCGUCUCCGGGGCGAGAAGUGGAGCGUUCCCCCGGCCCAGCCUGCAGGAGGACGCUGCCCUGUGGCCGCACCGACUUUGGAUCCGGAGACACCCCGCCGCCGCCGCCGCCGCCGCCGCCGGGAGGAGUUUGCACCCCCACCCCCACCCCGCCCCGGGUGGCCGGCCGUCUCGCGCCGGUGGCCCGGAGCUGGGCUGUGACAUCGGCUGGCGCAGCCCCCUUCCUGUGCUCUGCCUUUGUUCCGGCGGCGGCGUGAUGGUGAGAUCACUGUUAGGGGCUGGGGGAAGGCUCCCGGUAGGACAAAGGGAGCAGGACCUUCAGAACCUGGGGGGGGGGGGGGGGGGGUCGGUCCCGCUGACCCUGACCAGGUGCCUGCCUUGUUCCUAACCACAUGCACUUUGGGCCUAAAGCCUCCAGAUUGCAGGACCCUCCGUCGGCUCGGAGUCAAGUAGUGGAUUUCUCCCUCCCCUCCUCCCCUCCGACCAAAAUUUUGACAAUGAUGAUGUUCACCAGAAGCAAAUGAGUUUCAUGCACUUUACUUUGUUGUUGUUUUUUUUAAUUUUAGUUUUUUUUUUAAUCAGGAGAAACUUUUUUUUAUUUGACAAAAUUUGCCUUCUGUGUAUAUAUGUGCAUACAGCGUGUUGUAAAUAUACUAAACAAACUUAUAUUUCAAUAAAAGGGAGUUUAAAAUUU
Nyctereutes procyonoides (raccoon dog) is the source of this 2249-nucleotide messenger RNA. RefSeq names its product four-jointed box kinase 1 (gene FJX1). Gene Ontology annotation, biological process: cell-cell signaling. The record is from RefSeq and is a predicted model, not a curated record. The coding region runs from base 1 to 1314 and encodes 437 amino acids. The transcript has 3 exons. Lineage: Eukaryota; Metazoa; Chordata; Mammalia; Carnivora; Canidae.